AUGGAACCAAGGAACCACACAUGGGUUGUGGAAUUCCUACUCCUGGGACUCUCAGAGGACCCAGCGCUUCAGCCUCUCAUCUUUGGACUUUUCCUCUCCUUCAACGUGGUCACUGUCAGUGGGAACCUACUCAUUGUCCUGGCCAUCCUCUCUGAUCCACACCUGCACACACCCAUGUACUUCUUCCUCUCCAACCUGUCCUUGGUGGACAUCUGCUUCACCUCCACCACCGUCCCCAAGAUGCUGGUGAACAUCCAGACAAACAGCAGAGCCAUCAGCUAUGCAGGCUGCAUCACACAGAUGUUCUUCUUCAGAAUUGUUAUAUCGCUGGACAACUCUCUGCUGGCUGUGAUGGCCUAUGACCGGUUUGUGGCCAUCUGUCACCCCCUGCACUACACAGUCAUCAUGAAUCUCCGGUUCUGUGUGCAGCUCGUUCUGUUGAGCUGGACAAUGAGUGUCUUGCAUGCCUUGUUGCACAGCUUACUGGUGCUGAGGCUCAGCUUCUGCACACAUCUAGAAAUCCACCACUUUUUCUGUGAGUUGAAUCAGGUGGUCCACAGAGCCUGUUCUGACACCUUUCUCAAUGACCUCAUGAUGUAUCUUGCAGCCGUGCUGCUGACAGGAGGACCUCUGGCUGGGAUCCUGUACUCUUACUCCAAGAUCGCCUCCUCCAUCCGUGCCAUCUCGUCAGCUCAGGGCAAGUAUAAAGCCUUUUCCACCUGUGCCUCUCACCUCUCUGUAGUUUCCUUAUUUUAUGGCACAGGUAUAGGUGUGUACGUUAGUUCUUCUUUUAUCCAUAAUUCACAUUCCACUGCCACGGCCUCGGUGAUGUACACAGUGGUCACCCCCAUGCUGAACCCCUUCAUCUACAGCCUGAGAAAUGGAGACAUGAAGAAGGCUCUGAAAAGACUUUUGCUGCAUAAACUGUAG
Messenger RNA from Ochotona curzoniae (black-lipped pika), 930 nucleotides. Its product is annotated as olfactory receptor 7A10-like. Gene Ontology annotation, cellular component: membrane. The transcript has a single exon. Gene Ontology annotation, biological process: G protein-coupled receptor signaling pathway. NCBI's taxonomy places the organism in Eukaryota, Metazoa, Chordata, Mammalia, Lagomorpha, Ochotonidae. The record is from RefSeq and is a predicted model, not a curated record. Bases 1 to 930 code for a protein of 309 amino acids. Gene Ontology annotation, molecular function: G protein-coupled receptor activity; olfactory receptor activity.